Penicillium cosmopolitanum is the source of this 2922-nucleotide messenger RNA. Its product is annotated as transcription factor domain-containing protein. The record is from RefSeq and is a predicted model, not a curated record. Gene Ontology annotation, biological process: DNA-templated transcription. NCBI's taxonomy places the organism in Eukaryota, Fungi, Ascomycota, Eurotiomycetes, Eurotiales, Aspergillaceae. The transcript has 11 exons. Gene Ontology annotation, molecular function: arylformamidase activity; DNA binding; zinc ion binding. The coding region runs from base 1 to 2922 and encodes 973 amino acids.
AUGCCUACAAAGCCCACCUUCGACUCUCUCCCCCUUCACCCCGAUGGCCCCCGAGGCAACGCAUGGGGUCUCUUUGGAGACAAGGACCAGAUGGGUAUGUUGAACCUGCUCACCUCGGAAAAUACCGCGGCCGCAGCCAAGGAGAUUGUCGAAGGGGUGCGCGUUUCUACCGAUUGGCCGCUCAAUAGUAUGGCCACGCCGUGCUUCGGGCGGGCGGCAUUUCAGCAUACCAUCAAGAACAAGGCCCCUCGCCCAGUAAAUGAUGAUAUCCUGGUCUUGAACACACAGAGUAGCUCUCAAUGGGAUGGCUUUCGGCACUUUGGGGCUAAGGAUGGAUCCUUUUACAAUGGAUGCUCUCAGCACGAUAUCGAGAGCUCGACUCGGAAUGGAAUCCACGUCUGGGCGGACAACGGCGGUAUUGUCGGACGCGGAGUGUUGCUCGACUAUGUGACAUGGGCCGAGGCGAAGGGAAAGCCCGUCAACUGCUUCGAGGCCCAGUCAAUCCCACUUGAUGAUCUGCUGGAGGUGGCUGAUAGUCAGAAGACAACCUUUCGCCCCGGUGACAUCUUGUUCAUCCGGACCGGCUGGACCCGUGCGUACGAGAAACUCACCCAGGCGGAGUGCGAGCAACUCGCCAACUACGCGGCACCUCCAGUGAUCGGGGUCAAGUCAUCAGAGGCCAUUCUUCGCUGGAUCUGGGAGACUGGGUUCGCCGCCGUUGCCGGUGACCAGCCUGCAUUCGAGGCGUACCCAUGUCAGAAUUCCGACUUCUUCCUGCAUGAGUGGCUGCUGGCGGGCUGGGGAGUACCAAUCGGCGAGCUCUUCGACUUGGAGCGACUCAGUCGGGAAUGUCGUCAGCGUGGAAGAUAUACCUUUUUCUUCAGCAGUGUUCCAUUAAAGAUCAACAGGUCCCUGGGGAGUGGCGAGUCCUCCGAACGGGAUGCAAUCGAUGUCGCAAUCGCAAAACUCGAUGCGCCGGUAGCCCACCUCUUCCCUGCGCUGCAUGCCUUGAUGUCGUUACUUUCGUCAAUUGCAAUCGCAGGUUCGCACACCCCAUACCCCCAAUGGCUCGAAUACGUAUUCCUCGAAGACCCCGGACAUCUCCAAUACACCCGAAGAGCUCCAGGUUGGCUCUCCCCCAGUCGACCGACCCCGUCGAGCGGGCCAUCCACCGCUACCCGAGGCUCGGAAAGUGAGAUGAUGCCGUUGGAGCGAGAUGACUGGUGGUACAAGGGGACAGACAACCUGUUCCUGAAUCGAUCUGGAGAACAUCACUUUGUGGGCGCAUCAUCGACCACCCAUUUGGCUAAGCGUUUGAACCCGACAUCAUCAAACCUAGCUUGGGAUGUGCGCCCGCUUUAUGAUGAUCCGUCAUCGCUAAGACGACCGGUCGCGGGCGCUCUGCCCCAACUCCCACCCUUUGACUUUGCGAAGCGCCUCUUCUGGGUACAAUAUGCCUAUAUCGGAACCAUCUUCUCCCUCAUCCAUCCGAAAGAAUUCGAAGAACGUCUUGAUUUUGUAUACCACCAGCCACCUGACUUCUCCCACCGGGAAACAUGCCUCGUCUACUGCCAAUCCCUUCUGGUUAUUGCAUUCGGCUUGAUGUAUUCGGUGAACCAGUGGUCUGGCGAUGAUGGACCACCAGGAUUCAAGUAUUUCAAACAUGCUUUGCGACUUUUGCCCGACAUAUACGAAGAGGGCUCGAUCUUUUUCGUCGAGGUGCUGUGCUAUGUAGCAUAUUAUAUGCAGAACCUCAACCGGAGAGACGCCGCUUUUCUCUAUAUCGGACUCGCUCUCCGCAUGGCUAUCUCACUGGGCCUUCACCAAGAAGUAUCCGACCAAGACAUUACCCCGACAGACCGCAAUCGCCGACGGCGAGCUUGGUGGUCGGUUUAUAGUUUGGACCGAAUCCUGUCGGUCAAAUCCGGAAACCCCAUCACCAUUCACGACGAGGAUAUUGGUAUCACUUGGCCGGCUGCACUGGAUGGAUCAACCUCAGACCCCUGGCCGGGCAUUGUCUUAACUCACUAUACACAGCUCUCUCGAAUCUUGGGACGAAUCGGUGAAGAGAUUUAUCGAAAGAAACCUCGCUCCGGGUCGAAUCUCAUCAUGUCUGUUCAGAGUAUCACAAAUGACCUCUCCGGCUGGCUGCGACAAGUGCCCGAUCGCCUUCGCAUUGACUUUACUACCCUCGAUAGUCCCAUCAACCGAGAAUCGGUUUCUAUAAACUUACAUUUCUAUUCAUGCGUGAACAUGACCGCGCGCCCCCUGGUGUUCUAUGUCAUCCAGCGAAGGCUAGAUGCUGGGAUGAUGGGUGCUUCCGCUGAAGACUGGAAAGAAGGUUUGGCUCCGAACACAGUCGCGGUCAUCGAUAGUUGCAUCACCGCUGCCCGUGCCACCACAAUGAUCAUGGAUGCAGCCGCCAAGCAAAACUUAAUCGCUACGUAUGGCUAUUUAGAUGGCGAGUACAUCUUCUCUGCGGCAUUAUUGCUCGUCAUGGUGAAUGCAGCAUUCCCGCACAAUGAGACCAGUGCGCGAUCGAUGGAGACUGCUCUUACUCUGCUACGAAGUAUGGCCGACCGUGGCAACGCCUACUUGGGUUCACGCCAUUCCCUUCUUCUGGAACUACGGGCUUCGAUCGGACCCAAACCCGCCGGAAACGAUCUAGAUGGUCCAGGUGCUACGCUCGUCAUCCCACCGAGUCCCAACGGUGAACAUGCGACCGGUACUACGACGCUGGCAGAUCCUGAGCCUCAUCCCACAGUACCGACGGAGGAUUGGCAGUCGGACCUACCAUCCUUCCAGGAUAUUUCUUUCCAGUUUGAUCUGAAUGAUGACCCGGCACUGUGGGAGGGAGCGUUGAAUCAGAUCGAUAUUGACAUGGAUACCGACUGGAUCGAAAACACUCUGAAGCGUUUAUAA